Molecule: messenger RNA, 5556 nt
Organism: Suricata suricatta (meerkat)
Lineage: Eukaryota; Metazoa; Chordata; Mammalia; Carnivora; Herpestidae
Gene: GRIP2
Product: glutamate receptor interacting protein 2
Exons: 24
Coding region: 54-3197 (1047 amino acids)
Biological process (GO): neurotransmitter receptor transport, endosome to postsynaptic membrane
Molecular function (GO): protein binding
Source: RefSeq, a predicted model, not a curated record
GGCUUGGGCGGGCCGAGGCCGUGGCUCUGGGUCCCCAGGGCCUUGAGGAGCCGAUGCUGGCGGUGUCGCUCAAGUGGCGGCUGGGCGUGGUGAGGCGGCGUCCCAAAGACGAUGGACCUUACUCCAAAGGAGGCAAGGAUGCAGGAGGGACCGACGUGGCCCUGGCAUGCCGCAGACAGAGCAUUCCGGAGGAGUUCCGAGGGGUCACCGUGGUGGAGUUGACCAAGAAGGAAGGCAGCACGCUGGGCCUGACCAUCUCCGGCGGCACCGACAAGGACGGGAAGCCCAGGGUCUCCAACCUGAGACCAGGGGGGCUCGCGGCCAGGAGUGAUCUGUUGAACGUGGGCGACUACAUUCGGUCAGUGAAUGGCAUCCACCUGACCAGGCUCCGCCACGAUGAGAUCAUCACCCUGCUCAAGAACGUGGGCGAGCGCGUGGUGCUGGAGGUGGAGUAUGAGCUGCCCCCGCCCGCCCCUGAGAACAACACAGGGAUCAUCACAAAGACAGUGGACGUCUCCCUGUACAAGGAGGGCAAUAGCUUUGGCUUUGUCCUCAGAGGGGGUGCCCAUGAAGACAUACAUAAGACCCGCCCACUCGUCCUGACCUAUGUCCGGCCUGGCGGCCCUGCAGACAGGGAAGGCUCCUUGAAGGUGGGUGACAGGCUGCUCAGCAUUGAUGGGAUCCCGCUGCAUGGGGCCAGCCACGCCACUGCCGUGGCCACGCUGCGGCAGUGCAGCCACGAGGCGCUCUUCCGGGUGGAGUACGACGUGGCCAUCCCAGAUACAGUGGCCAAUGCUUCGGGGCCCCUGAUAGUGGAAAUAACCAAGACACCUGGGUCCGCCCUGGGGAUCUCGCUCACCACUGGAUCCCACCGGAACAAGCCAGUCAUCACUAUUGACCGCAUCAAGCCGGCCAGCGUGGUGGACAGGAGUGGGGCCCUGCAUGCCGGAGACCACAUCCUGUCCAUCGACGGCAGCAGCACGGAACACUGCUCACUGCUGGAGGCCACCAAGCUCCUGGCCAAUGUGUCAGAGAAAGUGCGGCUAGAGAUCUUGCCUGCUCCCCAAAGUCGUCGGCCCCUGAAACCGUCAGAGGCAGUGAAGGUGCAGAGGAGCGAGCAGCUGCAUCGCUGGGACCCCUGCGUGCUCUCCUGUCACAGCCCGCGGCCCGGCCACUGCCGGACGCCCACCUGGGCCUCACCUGCUGGCCAGGACCAGAGCCGAUCCUUGUCCUCGACUCCCUUUUCUUCACCGACCAUGAAUCAUGCCUUUCCCUGCACCAACCCCAGCACCCUUCCCCGUGGAUCCCACCCCAUGAGCCCCCGGACCACAAUGGGGCGGAGGAGGCAGCGAAGAAGGGAACACAGGAGCUCACUGUCACUGGCCUCCAGCACGGUGGGGCCAGGGGGACAGAUCGUGCACACGGAGACCACGGAGGUCGUGCUCUGUGGAGACCCCCUCAGCGGCUUUGGCCUCCAGCUUCAGGGCGGCAUCUUUGCCACUGAGACCCUGUCCUCCCCUCCCCUGGUGCGCUUCAUCGAGCCCGACAGCCCGGCAGAGAGGUGUGGGCUGCUGCAAGUGGGGGACCGCGUCCUGUCCAUCAACGGCAUCCCCACCGAGGACGGGACAAUGGAGGAAGCCACCCAGCUGCUGCGGGACGCGGCGCUGGCCCACAAGGUCGUGUUGGAGGUCGAGUUUGAUGUGGCAGAGUCCGUCAUCCCGAGCAGUGGCACCUUCCACGUGAAGCUGCCCAAGAGGCGUGGAGUGGAGUUGGGCAUCACCAUUGGCUCGACCAGCAGGAAGCGAGGAGAGCCCUUGAUCAUCUCCGACAUCAAGAAGGGCAGUGUGGCACACAGGACCGGCACCCUCGAGCCUGGCGACAAGCUUCUGGCCAUCGACAACAUCCGCUUGGACAACUGCCCCAUGGAGGACGCCGUGCAGAUCCUGCGGCAGUGCGAGGACCUGGUGAAGCUGAAGAUCCGGAAGGACGAGGACAAUUCGGAUGAGCAGGAGACCACGGGUGCCAUCAGCUACACGGUGGAACUGAAACGUUACGGGGGCCCCCUGGGUAUCACCAUCUCGGGCACAGAGGAGCCUUUUGACCCCAUUGUCAUCUCAGGCCUCACCAAGCGUGGUCUGGCUGAGAGGACUGGCGCUAUCCACGUUGGGGAUCGGAUCCUGGCUAUCAACAGCGUUAGCCUCAAGGGCCGGCCUCUGAGUGAGGCCAUCCACCUUCUACAGGUGGCUGGAGAGACAGUCACACUGAAGAUCAAGAAGCAGCUAGACCGCCCCCUCCCACACCGCAAGUCAGGCAGCCUCAGCGAGGCCAGCGAUGCAGAUGAGGACCCACCAGAGGCGCUCAAAGGGGGCUUGCUGGCCACCCGGUUCUCCCCUGCCGUGCCCAGUGUGGACAGCGCUGUGGAGUCCUGGGACAGCUCAGCCACAGAGGGGGGCCUUGGGGGCCCAGGCUCCUACGCUCCACAGCCGGCUGCUCGGAGUGUGACCCCCCAGGAGUGGCGGCCCCACCGGCUGAGAAGCAGCCCUCCCCUCGCCGAGCCCCGGAGGACGAGCUACACCCCGGCCCCCACGGACGAGAGCUUCCCUGAGGAGGAGGAGGAGGAGGAUUGGGAGCCACCAACUAGCCCAGCCCCCGGCCCUGCCCGUGAAGAGGGCUUCUGGCGCGUGUUCGGGGAAGCCCUCGAAGACCUGGAGUCAUGUGGUCAGUCAGAGCUGCUGAGGGAACUGGAGGCAUCCAUCAUGACGGGCACAGUGCCGAGCGUGCCCCUUGAGGGCAGGCCUGGGCCCCAGCCCUGGCGGAGGAGCCAGGAGGGACGAGCGUCCCCUGAAGAGAUGCAGGAGCUGCUGCUGCCGACACCCUUAGAGAUGCACAAGGUGACACUGCACAAGGACCCUUUGCGGAAUGACUUUGGUUUUAGCGUCUCAGACGGCCUCCUGGAGAAGGGUGUCUAUGUCCACACCGUGCGCCCUGAUGGGCCAGCCCAGCGUGGGGGCCUCCGGCCCUUCGACAGGGUCCUUCAGGUCAACCACGUCCGCACACGGGACUUCGACUGCUGCCUGGUGGUGCCCCUCCUGGCCGAGGCAGGCGACGUGCUGGCGCUGGUAAUCAGCCGCAACCCGCUGGCGCAGAGCAGCCGAGCCCCACGAGUGCCAGGCCCCAGCAGCCCCCGGAUGCUCUGAAGUCAGCGCGUGGUCUGGAUACCCAGGGGGCCGCCCAAGGAGACCCUGACCCCCAGCCCUGUUGCUGGGCUGGAGAAGUGGCCGCCCACUCAUCCAUCUGUCCGUCUGGCAGGCUGUGAGCCACGGAUCGGACUCUGUCUCUGUUCUCUGGUUCCAUGGUGCCUGGAGUCCCAGGCAGUGAUGUCCCUGCCCCAGCUGGAGGGACAUCUAGGUCUUUCUCCAUGUUGGAUCUCCAAGAUGCCCAGAGGAGCCCCACUCAGGAGGGGCUGAGACUGGUUGCUCAGCUGGGAGGGGAGGGGCCUGAGGGCCGGGGAGCCACGCCCUGUGCAGGGAGUGCUUUCUCCUAGCAGGGCUGUGGAGCUGCUAGGGAGGAGUGAGCUCUGCAUCACAAGAGGUGAGCAAGUGGGAGCUGGAUACUCCCAGUGCAGUCAUGGACUGCAUGAAGCAUCUGGGCAGUGGGUUCACAUAGGCUCAGGUAGUUAGUUUCCCAACAGGGGGAGAGCAUUUAGGGUGUGGCUUGGGAACCACUUUAUCUGGUCAGCCUCCCACCAAGGAAGAUGCCACUCAUGGUGGGAGCCUCCUCCCUCUCUUCCUCCAGCAUUCUGGUGUUUGGGGCACGCUGGCAGUCCCCACAUGAGAGACUGUGAGCUGGGACGGCUGAAUCCCAGGAAACAUCAGCCGUUGACUCUGAAAGUGAGUGAUUCUUUUAUUUCGGCAUCUCUGGUCUGAAGCCCCUGUGACUUGAGACCACGGUGCUGGGCCCCUUGGGUAGAAGCUCAGGGUGGCGUUGGGCUCUCAGCCCCUCCGGAUGUUUCUGCAGGGUCCACAGGAGGCACAGAUUCGUGUGAGCCCACCCCUCUCAGGCCAGGCCCCUCACUGUGGGAGGGAGUCAUUUGGGACGGAAGACCCAGGAGUUCCCAUUCAUCUGUCAUUUCAGGGGACAUGGGAAAACCAUAGAAAUACGAUAUGUAUAUCUUCAGUCUGACCAAAUUAGUGAAGGAGAGACAGAGGCAGGCAGGAGAGAGACGGGCUGACCUCUCUCACGCCCAAAGGUGAGAGUGUCCAAGGUGGUCAUCAAGGAUGUUUAUUCCCACUAGACAUCAGGAAGCACCAGCAUCCCUUAAAAUCAUCACCUCGCUUUUCACGGACCGGAAACCGUUUUGAUUUCGUGAAGGGCAGGAGCCUUCACCUGGUGGUCUGGGCCGGGGCCCCAGGGAUGAAGGUGGGCGGGCAGGAUUCAGUCAGGUGUGGGGAUUUGCUUUGCUCUUAAUGGGGUCUCAGGAAAACGGGGUGCGCACUGCCGUCUGCAUCCUCCAUCUCCCCUCUGGUGGAGGGCCCCCCAAGCAUGUGCUUCCACUCAAGGGACAAGAUGGGAAGUCAAGAGGCUUGUGCUUUUCACCCUGGGCUGCUGCUUGGUUGCCCUGUGGCCCCCUCCGGGUCUGACCCUUUGUGGACAAUCAAGAGGUGGACAGUCUCUGAGCAGGUAUGGGCCUCCCUGUCACGGCCAGAAUCAGGCCUCCUGGGCACCCUGCCCACACUCCUUGGGGGCCUGCUUUCCUCUCCUCCUCCCCCUACUUCCCUAACCCUGCCCCUUCUUGCCUUCCCUGGAGACCCUCUGUGCCAUGGCUGGACUGUCCAAUGGCUCUGCUAUCUUGAAUUCCUGUGUAGACAUCUGCCCCAGGGUGAAAGGGCACUACCCACCCUUCACGGGGGCACCGAGCAAAAGCCAAGAGCCCACAGCCUGGGGGUGUAGGGGGUGACACAGCAGAGACAUGGCCACUAGCAGCCAUAGCUGUGGGAACUUAGGCAAGUUGUCCAGCCUCUCUGGGCCUCUCUCAAGUGACAGGGCUGGACAGGACACACCCCAGGGCCUCUCAGCUUGGGAAAGCUGCGUUUGGCUGCAGGUGAAGGCAGAUGCAUUCUGACGUGUCCAGUGCUCCCAUCUCCUCGGGCCGAGGCCUCUGCCAUUUCCCCCAGACGUAUGCAACCAGGCCCGGCAGGUGGACCCUGGCCGCGGCCGGCCUUCUCAUAUGCAAUAUUUCUUCCGGCUUCUCAUAGGGACCCCAGACUUGACAUUCCCUGGCCCCCGUCCCCGGUGAGCAUCCUGCCUGCCUAUGCAUUUUGGGUACAGCUCCUGUGACGUGCCCCUCUCCCCCCCCAAAAGCUGUAUUUUUCUUUGGCUGAGAUUAGAGCAUAUUCCUUGUAAAGUAUUUUUCUACAUGGGGUUUUCUUAGGGCUCUCGGGAAGCACAUGCCAGGGGGCUGUGUUGCAAAGGCCAUUGGAGUCUCUCAGGGGCCCGUGUAUAAAUCUGUUCCUCCAGGGGUUGCAGGGACGUGGGGGCCAGGGGUGGGGGUGCUGU